This is a messenger RNA of Mytilus trossulus (common blue mussel), 906 nucleotides long. RefSeq lists its product as uncharacterized. Gene Ontology annotation, molecular function: chromatin binding. NCBI's taxonomy places the organism in Eukaryota, Metazoa, Mollusca, Bivalvia, Mytilida, Mytilidae. The record is from RefSeq and is a predicted model, not a curated record. The transcript has 3 exons. Bases 248 to 730 code for a protein of 160 amino acids.
AGUCUAGAGAACUGCGCAUAGUUAUAGUCUAUUUUUAAUAUAUCUCACGAAUGAUAAAACUUAUAAAAAGAUCAAAAUUUAACUUCAAAAAGUGUUCAAAAGAGAUAAAUCCAUUUAUUUGUUCAAGUUUUGAUACACCAAUUAUAAAUAUAGCCCACGUUUAGUUAUAUUGAGUGGAAUUUUUUAGUUUCUUGGAAUAGCCUGUAUGGCGGGAAAUUUCUGGAGAAACAGCUGAUUGAUAAACAAGAUGCCUGUAAAGAAAUAUUUUCCCAGCAAAGAAAUCAAAAGGCUUAGCUUGACUGGAAAAUUUGAAUUGGACAAGAGGCACUCUUCAUAUAAACAUUAUAAAUCAUUUACUCUAGAUGAUGAGCAGUACGUAGUGGGUGAUUUUGUUUUGAUUGCAAAUGAUGAAAAUGGAAAUGAAAACUUGGAGUCUAAAGACACUGCUUUUACAGCACAAAUUAAAGAUGUCAUUGAAAAGGAAUACAAGUCUAAGUCAAAGAAGAAGGAUGUUGUUGCAGUGGUUACUUGGUACUGGAGACGGGAAGAGUUACCUGAUUCACAUCUAGCGACAAUUGAAGCUCAUCAAUUUGAAGUUUUUAAGAACUUAACCAAUAUCCCCGAGGAGAUUGAUCCGGAAACUAUAUUAGGAAAAUGUCAGGCAAGUAUGCUUAAGUUGUUAAUGAACAAGGGACUAUAUCACAUGAAGAAAUAUGAAGAUGUGGUAUGAGUGCCAAUGAGACAACUCUCUAUCUAAGUCACAAUUUGUAAUUGAAGAACCAUGUUAGGUCAAAGUAUGGUCUUUAACACAGAGCCGUUGCUCACACCAAACAGCAAUCUAUUAAGGCCCCAAAAUUGACUAGUGUAAAACCAUUCAGACAGGAAAACCAAUGGUAUAAUCUACAU